Messenger RNA from Saccostrea echinata, 3888 nucleotides. RefSeq lists its product as uncharacterized. NCBI's taxonomy places the organism in Eukaryota, Metazoa, Mollusca, Bivalvia, Ostreida, Ostreidae. Gene Ontology annotation, biological process: proteasome-mediated ubiquitin-dependent protein catabolic process; ubiquitin recycling. Gene Ontology annotation, molecular function: ubiquitin binding. Gene Ontology annotation, cellular component: nucleus; cytoplasm. Bases 99 to 3341 code for a protein of 1080 amino acids. The transcript has 20 exons. The record is from RefSeq and is a predicted model, not a curated record.
GAAAAAAGCUCUCGUUGGAAACAUCCAAGAUGGCGGGUUAGAGCAUAAACAGUCUGGUUUUGGAGCUACUGUUAUAUGUAUAGUUUUGGACAGGCAUAAUGCCAAGCACCAUUGUCCCAAUCAAUCUAACCAGGAGUCACUCCUUGAAGGCUGCCCCAGAGGGGUUGAGGUAUGGGAACUUUGAAGGGAUUGUUUACCUGCCACCAAUAAAAUCCGACUCUUCUGUAGGUGUGCAAAAUUAUUCAAAGUUUAACAACCAACAAAUUUACAAGACUAUUUGUGACUGGUUUGAUUCCUGGAGGCCAUGGCAACAAAAGACUCUGUUGUAUGGUAUAGUAGACAGGUGCAGUACAAGGCAGCUGGACAUUUUAGCUACCACAUUGGAACCAGUCAAACACAGAGACUAUGCAGCUGCCUACAAACUUCGCUACCCACUGUCUCCUUUCAUGAACUCCAAAACUAGGUCUGACAUUGAAGAAAGCAAGACUCCUUCCAAAACAGGCAGCCAACAGUCACAGAGGAGUGAUAACAACAGUGUAUACACUAUUGCUAGCAUGUAUGAUGAGAAAGCUUUGCUUGGAACUCCCCAAAAAGAUGUUUCAACUGUAAAAUCACUUAAGUAUGAUCAAGAGGAUUUGAUGUCAGAUUCAGCAGUUAGUUCAGUACCCUCAUCCACAAACAAGGAGGGCAAUACAGGAACUGUUUUCACUGAAAAACUGGGGGUCAUUCAGGAGAGAGUUAUCUUUUCAGAGAAGACAGAAUUAUCCCCUGUUCAAAACUUUGCAGAUCAUUUGGCUAGCACCAUUAUGCAGAGUGCCAUGGAGGAGGUGGCUAUACUUCAGAAAUUUGUAAACAGAGAGAACACAAUGUUCACUGAAGAGGAGAAGGUGGCAUCCAGGAGGUCCAGUUUACAGAGGAGUCAAUCCCUUCAGGCUCGGAGAAAAUCUGAUCUUAGUCUCAUACCACCCCCAGGUAGGGAGUUCAGGAUCAUUACUCCUGGUAUUAGAUCUAUGGUGGGAAAAACUGAGCUGCCAAAACCUGGGACAGAGGUGACAAGGAGUCUGUCUAAUAUUUCACAAAAAAGUGUGUCCAAACUGAGGUACGAGUUUUAUGGAGCCCCAACAACUCUAAGUACUCCAGACUUCUUCUCCAAAAGAGGACUAGCUAGAGAAGGUUCCAUGCAAAAAGAAAUCCGAUUCGGUCAAGUGAAAAAGCCUAGGUAUCUGCAAGAUGUUCCCAUUUCUCUACAGCGGUCAUUCAAGGGGGUCAAGUGGUGGACAGAACAGCCCCAUGAAGGAAUGGUGUUCCUGAAAGCCAAGAAAAAUGAUCUGAUUGCUCAUUUCAAGGAGCAGCUCCUCAAAAUUUGGAAUUGGCUUGAGAUGUGGGAGGACUAUGAGAAGAUAACUUUAUUAAAGGAAAUUCUGAAGAUUGCAGGAUCAGGGGUGUUAAAUGCCAUGUAUCAUCAUAUACAGCAAAGACUCAGGGGAGCCAGGGACAUCAACAGACUGUCAGAUAAAAUUCUUUUGUAUAUCUUCUCCCUACUUAUACCAAGAGAUGUUGCCAUUUCAGCUCAGGUUUGUCGGAGAUGGCGGUUUUUGUGUGCUACAGACAGCCUGUGGAUGAUCAAAUGUCAUGAAUUAGGGUUACAGGAAGGUAUAACCAACAUGGAGGAUAUAGUAUUGAGAGCAAACACGAGAAAGAUGGGCAUUGAUUGGAGGCUUGCAUACAAUGAAUUAAAGACAUUGACAAACAUGAUGAAGAUGGAGGCCAGAAGGAGAGAGUUAGCUGCUCUUGAAGAAGCUGAGAGGCUACAGAGACUAAGGGCCGAGCAUGAAGUUGACAUUGAAGUGAGGAGAGGUACCCAGGCUGUGAUUGAACAGGAAGAGACAGAGAAAAAGGAGAAAGAGGAGGCCAGAAAGAGGGAAAGAUAUGCCAUCAAAUUCAAGAGGGAAAAUAAGGAGGGAACAGGGGACAAAAAAGAGGAAGAUGAGAAGAGCGAUGAGGGGGAUGAGGUGUCAGAUGAGGAUCUUUCCCAGUAUGAGGAUUUUAUAUACCAGGCUUGUGAGGAGGAUGAGGAGGAGACAGAUGAAAGGGAACAGACUGCAUCCCAGCCACACUGGAAGCCAUUGAAGAAAUCUGGUGCAGAAGACAAGCCAAAAGAAUUGGAAAAGAUUGAGGCUGAUCACCAGAAAGAGCAGAAACAAAGAGAAAAGGCAGAGAAAAAACGAUUCAAAACCAAGAGACAGAAGACUGACGUUAGGGAGGUAAGAUCUAUGGUAAAACAGAGGCCACAGCCAAGAAAACCUAAAGACGAGGUCGCCCUGGAUGUGAGAACUGACCUUGUGCAGGCAGAUGACCUUUUGGGUAAAUCAGCUCCAAGCCUGCAUUUAGAAUGGAAGAAAGAAGAAAACCAGGAGGAAGAGAGUGAGUACAAGCUAGCGGUCCAGAGAUACAUGGGGGUGGUCAAAAGUGUCAGGAGGGUACGCAAACUCCAGGGUCACAUGAAUGGGGUAGUGUGUGUACACUUUGACAAGAAGCGUCUAAUAUCGGCCGGACUGGACAGAUGUAUAAGGCUGUGGGACGUCCGGAGCGGUCAGAGUAUACACAAAUUCUAUGGACACAAGGGUGGAAUAAGAUGCCUGCAGUUUGAAGGCAACACACUCAUCUCUGGCUCAUGGGACACAACUUUAAUUGUGUGGGAUCUUAAGGCAUUUGAGAAAAAAGCUGUAUUGGAUGAUCACAGAGGCUGUGUGUCUUGCGUACAGAUGAACCAUAAGUACAUACUCUCAGGAUCACAUGACAAGACGGUGAAGUUGUGGCACAGAGUGACAUUUCUGCACUACAAGACAAUAGAGCCAGGUCACAAAUCUGGCAUCCAUUGCUUGCAUUAUGAUGGGGAAUGUGUUGUUACAGGCUCCAGUGACAUGACACUACGACUCACAAAUGUUGAUACAGAGCAGUGUUUGCAUGUGUUUGAGAAUGGCCAGAACCAGGUUUUGUCAGUUUUGAUCCAGGGAGACUUGCUGCUGAGUUCUGACACACAGGGACAUGUUUAUUUCUGGAAUGCUCGGACUGGUGAAAGUGAGGCUGCCAUACAGGCCCAUGAUGCAGCAGUGAACAAACUUGCGUUCCACAAAGGUCGCUUCUUUACAGCAUCCUCGGAUUGCACAGUGAGGGAGUGGGAUUUACUUACCAUGACCAGUGUCAGGGUUCUCCAAGGUCACAAGGGGCCCAUCAGGGAUGUCAAGGUCUCAAACGAACGCAUUGUGACGUGCAGUGAUGAUGGCACCAUUCGUAUCUGGGAUCUCAUCGAAACCAAGCGAUCUAUACGUCAUAACUGAUCACUAAUUCAGACCAACUGACGACGUGACUCUGAUCACGUGAUCCAAGAUGGACCAGACGACACUCUAUUAUUGAUACUCUAGUUUUGUAAUAGUAUUGUUUUGGUUGUUUUUGAAGUAAUUUAUUGUAACCAUUCGCUGAGCUGUGAUACCUCGUUAGAUAUUUUUGUGCCUUAACAGUUAUGUUUUAAUUUCUUAGUUUAUAUGUGUCACUUUAAUCUCAUACGAAGUAUUAACAAGAAAGCUUGCCAUUUUUUACAACUUUUUUCUCUUUCUCUCUCUCUCUCCCUUUUUUUGUAUUCAGCAGAUUUGUUGGUAUUCUUAGCACGUAUGUUAUAUUCGUUAACUAGAAUAUCAACUUCUUAGUCAUCAUUUCUUACUAUGUGUGUUUAAUAUACGUGCACUGAAACACACACAGUUAAAUUCUGGAAAACGUUGAUAAUUUUUAGUGCUUUCGAUUGGUCGAUUUAUUAAAUAUGUGUGAGACACGAGUUAUUUUCAUGACACUGAUGCAAUAAGAUCUAGUUCAUUCUUUUUUUUAUUUUAU